Aspergillus niger is the source of this 714-nucleotide messenger RNA. RefSeq lists its product as uncharacterized. Lineage: Eukaryota; Fungi; Ascomycota; Eurotiomycetes; Eurotiales; Aspergillaceae. Bases 1 to 714 code for a protein of 237 amino acids. The transcript has 4 exons. The record is from RefSeq and is a predicted model, not a curated record.
AUGCCAAGGAUUGCCGUACCAUUAAACGGGGCUUCUACAUUAUUCUUCAUGGUUAGCCGCCUUGAUAAUGACUCUGAUAGACCUUUGGCCGCAUGUAUGGCCUACAGAGCAAUUCCCGAAAAUCAUCUUUCUGGAUUCUCUCCGACCGAAACCAACAGCUACGGAUACACCAUCAAAUGCACUCCAAUACCCCUCUUGAAGGAUUAUGAGACUCGAAUGAUACCCCUCACAUUCUCCCGUCCACCUGAGUCUCCCCGCCCGGGGAUACUAUCAACCCCACAAUCCAGUCACGCGAAAUGCGGAGGGCGGUUGAAGAUAUCUGCAAACACUGCUUUUGCAUGCGCAAGGACCACGCUAGUCAAUGCCGAAUUCUUCAUCCGACCCUAUAGCGUCUGGACUUUUACCAAAAGUCUCCUCCCAUUAUCUUUGGAGCCGGAAAUACUCCGCCUUUUGGCUAAUACCACGAAUACAUUGGAAGGAAGGAUUAAUAGAAUUGCUGAUCUCUGUAUGGUCAUUGUCGGUCGGCUUUUGGGGCCCUUGGUCCUUCCAGGUCAUCUGAACUUGGCUACGGAGCCCGUGAACUUGCGGGUGGAGUCGAGGUUGUUAAUGAGACCAGCAGGCGGAUGCAGUCUUCGUCCUAUAAAUCGGUCUGUAGCUGGCAUCCGACGUAAUGGGCAACAGGCGGCAGCAGUUUUUGCGGAUUCUGGUCUGUAG